AUGACGUUUACUAGAUUUUUUACAAGUUCGCUAAGAGUGCUUGGCAGGCGUUCUGUGUGGAAAAUUCGACGGAAAUUACUGGUGAAACUUGAGGCGACAAAUGAGCGUAUAAAAGAAGCGUUGAGGGGAAAUGAUGACUUGAAGACGACGAUUGGUGCGUCGGAUAUUGAAUGGGAAAGAGAGAAGAUUCGCAUUGCAAAGUCUCGUUGCUUGUUGGAUACCCACAUCUUUCCGCGAGGCAUCCAAGAUGAAAAAGAUGCGAAAAACUUUGCCACACGCCUAUUGCCCGGAGAAGGGAAACUGAUUUUUGACGCACUGCGCAAAAUAACUGUGGAUCAAUACGAAGAGCAUAAAAGACUUGGAAAUGCCGAGGUGCACUGGGAAGAUAUGCUCCGGAUCUGGUACAUCUACUUUAUUCCGACGACCCUCUUUGGCUUUAUUGACAACACAAUUUUGAUUUGUGUUGGUCAAGAAAUUGACUCGCAUUUUGGUGUAAUGCUUGGGAUCUCGAUUUUGGCAGCCGCUGGUGUUUCGAAUAUCUUCUCCAAUCUUGUCGGUAUCGGACUUCCACGAGUUAUCGAAGGAUGGGUGCAACAUGUUGGUUUGAUUCGACCAAUUUUAUCGACUGAACAGUGGAACAAUCGACAAGUGCGCUUCAUUGUCAACUUAGCAAAAGUUUGUGGAAUCUUGCUUGGGUGUACACUUGGGUUGUUUCCGCUUCUUUUCACAAAUUCAGUAGGCCGCUCGCAAAUCUUGGAAGGAUCGACAUUCGCUGAUCCGGAAGUGAGUGCCGAUGAUGAGAUCGAAGGAGUCGAUGCGGAAACGGUGAAAAAGCUAAGAGCGGCUGAGAAUUUUGAAAAGGCCGUUGGACACAUGCAAGUGCGAGUUCGUGGUCAAGGAGGUCUCUAUGCGAGUGCGCUUGAUGAUUAUGCGUUGGAAAGGGGCCCAAAUCUUCAUCCCGUCGACAAACGCAUG
Messenger RNA from Mesorhabditis belari, 975 nucleotides. The record is from the annotation of a GenBank genome assembly. NCBI's taxonomy places the organism in Eukaryota, Metazoa, Nematoda, Chromadorea, Rhabditida, Rhabditidae.